Molecule: messenger RNA, 1824 nt
Organism: Vitrella brassicaformis
Lineage: Eukaryota; Vitrellaceae
Source: the annotation of a GenBank genome assembly
UCACACAGAUGACUCGGCACCAACAGGGCCGGCGCCUCCCCUUGUUGCCCGUGCCGCCCGCUCGAUGUGGUUGGCGGUGAUCUCGACCUGGGUGAGGGGAGGGAGGGGCCGGUCGAGGAAGCAGGACGGGUCAGGGUCACUCUGGUUGGAGUACUUCGACUCGAGGACCUCCCGAAUGGUGCGGCCCGCAGGGUCGGCCUCAGCCAGAUCGUUGGAGUUCAGCGCGCCUCGCCCUCCCCACUCGGUCAGGAACCGGACGGCCUGCUUGACCUUGCCCUUGUCGAUCAGGCGACGGAAUUGACGCAGCGUGGCCUCGUUGGCGUCGUCCUUGCCAACAGGCCUGGUGGCCAGAAGGGCGUUGUUCCGCUCAGCCUCCUGCACGAGCUGCUCGAAGUCGCCCUUCUCCCAUUGGUCCAUCCGCCGCUCCACCGUCUUGGCGAUGUCCUUGCUGCCAGUGACAUCUGGCGCCCGAUAGAGAUUCGUGCACGCGCAGAUGAGGAUGCGCUUACUCGCCAGCUGCUCCUCACGCCACCGACGAGCCUCGGUGGCGAGCAGUCGGGCCAGCCGCUUCGUCGAAGCACCCGGUGGAUCCCAAAGGCACCCUCGCAACGGGCCGAGGCGGGCGUGCCAGCGCUGCCAGUCGGUGUUUAUGAGGCCGCUCUGCUGAUUGAAGUCGGUGGCUCCGAAGGCCUCGUGCAUCUUCUCUCGGACGAAUGAAGACGUCGGAGGGCCAGCAGGGGGAGCAAGGGGUAUGCCGGGAGGCGGGCGGUGGGGAGUCUCGACCGCAUUGCAGAGGCAAGCGUAGCAGAUGCCCUUGCUCGAGGACGCCGGGCGGAUGUGGCAGCUGGCAUACUGGGGAGCGACAUACGAUGCGGAUCCGCCUCGUAGCGAAGACUCAUCCGAGUGGAAGCAACGAGGAUGAAUGGAGGGGGAGUUCGAAUCCUCGGCGGUACAGUUAUUGUCCUCGGGCUCUCGAUUCUCGCAUAUGCCUAGGUCACAGGAAUGGCAGUUGGUGCACUUCUUGCCCUUCUCCAAGCAAGGGCAGCCCCGCUCUUUCCCCUUCCUCUUGCAUCUCGAUCCAGUGGUCUUGUUCCGGUUCUUGUUGCAUGAGCAACACCGCACAGGACCAGCGGCUGGCUGCAAGGGCGGGGCAUCGUCUCCCGGCACUGCAGAGACGCCCUCUUGAGACGGCGGGGGCGGAUGGGCUGAGUCUGUUGAGACUGGGGUCGAUUCUGCACUCAUUCUCCAGAGCUGCUCGAGCUGGAUAUGAUGCUGGCAGGUGUGGCCCGAGCAGCCGUCAUAGUAAGGAGAAAAAGGGCCUCAGGCCCUGCGAGCUCAGACAAGCAAUCAUUAUUAUGUAUGAGAUUGCAAUGAAUGAAAAGAUACUUCAAAAUUCAAAAAAGCAAAACGUAAAUGUGGAUUCACAGGUGUUUGUAUCGAGUGUAUAGAAAACAAAUGUAAAAACUCAACUUAAACUGUAGUCUUGCAUUUUUUCUUUGCCACCCCCGUCCCCCUUCUACAUGCCUGUCCACACCCUCGUCCUUUUAAACUUUAUCACAUUAGGACUUUCACAGGGGUUUCCACUUCUUUUCACGCUUUUUACCCUAUCCCUUUCAUAAUCUCCAUACGCUGGGAGUUUGACUUCGCUUUCGAACGCGAAAGCGAAGUCAAACUCCCAGCGUAUAGUCCUCCCUGUCCUCACCGGCCUUUUCGCACGAUGCCCCUACUAAUGUGAAGCCCAAACUGAAAAAAAGCAAAGAUUCUCAAAGUCGCCACCAAUCAUGCGCACGCCAACGCGAAUUGGAAUUCUGGACGAAUUUUCGU